Molecule: messenger RNA, 1280 nt
Organism: Vicia villosa (hairy vetch)
Lineage: Eukaryota; Viridiplantae; Streptophyta; Magnoliopsida; Fabales; Fabaceae
Exons: 3
Coding region: 88-1038 (316 amino acids)
Source: RefSeq, a predicted model, not a curated record
CUUUAUGGGUGGUUUCAAAUAUGUUGUCCUAUACCUAUCAUCUUUUAUUUUGAAUUCCUAACCCUUCAACAUAGUUCCUCAAUUCAAAUGGCUUCACCCCAAAAAAGACUAGGAGAAUUUCUUAAUGAGCAUCAAGAACCUUUCAUGCUAGAGCUAUACCUUGUAGAAAGAGGAUACUUAAAUGAAGAUUCAUUCAAAAAGAGAAAGAAAAAGGUUUUAUUACCAUUUUCCAAAUUUCUAGCACCUAUAGUUAACAAGCUAGUUUUUCAUAGCCAAGGUAGAGACAAUGGUCAAAGAAAAAAACAUGCAAGUUGCAAUGUUCAAAUUUCAUCAGCUAGUAGCAACUCUACUAUGUUCAACUCAUGCUCAAAUGUUGAUGAAGAAGGAACUUCAAUAUCAUCACAUAAAGAUCACCAAUUAUGUUCUUCCCAUAUUCAUCAAGCUUGCAAAGAAUGCAACAUGAGAUGGGAGAGACAGAGAUGCAUAGAGGGAAAGAUACCUCUAGAAAGUGAUUCCAAUGUGGACAAGGAUGUUGGGAAAAUGCAACAGAGAAGAACAAGCAUGCCUAAGAAAAUGACAGGGGACUCACUAUUAUCAGCUGCUAUAUUGAAUUUACUUGGUGCAUCAAUAAAGAAAGAAGAUUGCAGUAACCAGUUGCAAGAGUAUAUUCCUAAGCCUAAUGUUUCUCAAGUAUUAAAAUCCAAAAAGGCAUCACGCAAGUUAAAAAAGCUUCUAUUUGAUUGUGUUAAAGAUAUCACAAUAACACUUCCAACAAAAGAGGUCAGAAAGCAAGUUUGCAGAAAAUCAAUGGGGCCUAUAGAGUUUGAGAAACUGACUUGUAAAGGAACAAGAGAAUGGAGACAAUAUAGUGAAGAUGGCUUAAUGUCUUUAUUCACUAUUGAUUACUUGGAUUCAAUAAUGGAAUGGAAUAAGUUUGAACAAGAAGUUAGGGACAUUAGCUUUGAGAUUACUGAUGCAAUUUUGGAUAUUAUCAGCAACGAAAUUGCAUUAGAAAUGAUUGGAACUUUACCACCUUAAUUUCAAAUCAUUAUGAGUUCUUUAAUUUUAUUUUAUGCAGUAGUCAUGUAAAUAUUUAUGCAUAUAAGUCAAGUUAACUUUAGUUCUUAGUCUUACUUAUCCAUCAAGUAAAUAUUCUUUUUUAGUUUCUUUUUAUAAUAGUUUUAUUUAUUGACAAUUUAAUAUUAUGCACAUUAUUACUUGAAAUCCAACAUCUUAUAUAUAAAUAUUGUUAAAAUAUAAAAAUUUAUUAGAGUAUUGAA